This is a messenger RNA of Drosophila sulfurigaster albostrigata, 3204 nucleotides long. RefSeq names its product presequence protease, mitochondrial-like. Gene Ontology annotation, cellular component: mitochondrial matrix. The coding region runs from base 101 to 3148 and encodes 1015 amino acids. Gene Ontology annotation, biological process: protein processing. NCBI's taxonomy places the organism in Eukaryota, Metazoa, Arthropoda, Insecta, Diptera, Drosophilidae. Gene Ontology annotation, molecular function: metal ion binding. The record is from RefSeq and is a predicted model, not a curated record. The transcript has 2 exons.
UUCACUCACACUACACAUGCUAUACUAUUUUCUAAAUUCACAAAAUUUAUGAAUAUUUUUGGCCUUCUUACGCAACUUUCUAAAUUAGUAUAGUUCCAAUAUGAUUAGACAUAUCAAAUAUCUCAAGUCGGUGCAGCGCCCUUUGGUAAGGAUACUACAUAUUAAAUCUCCGUUACAAAAUGCCACAUCUGUAGAGCGUGUUGUCAGCAGCGCCAAUGCAGUUACAGAAAUCAAAAGCAGUAUGCCAUAUAUAAUAGAUGGACAGAAAUAUAAUUAUAAAGAAGGAAACGUAUACCAAGGAUUCCUUUGUGAACGUGUUGAACCCAUCGCGGACUUUGGACUCAUGUCGUGCACCUUGAGACAUCUUGGCACAGGCACGGAGUUUUGGCAUCUCGAUAGCCAUGAUAUUCAAAAUGUAUUUUCAAUUCAUUUUCGCACUAAACCGUUCGAUUCAACGGGCCUGCCGCAUGUUUUGGAGCACCUCGUCUUGUGCGGAUCAAAAAAUUUACCUGUUCGGGAUCUCUUUUACAAAAUGAUAAUUCGAUCAGUUGCCAAUUUUAUGAAUGCAAUGACUGGACCAGAUUACACAAUGUAUCCAUUUUCAACUAAGAACGAGGCCGACUUCAGAAACCUGCAGAAGGUUUAUUUGGAUGCGGUAUUUAGACCGAACUUGUUCUUUAUGGAUUUUCUGCAAGAAGGUUGGCGUCUAGAGCACCAGGACUUACAUAACCCCAAGUCAGAUAUAGUUAUCAAGGGCGUAGUCUAUAACGAAAUGAUAGGAUCUUAUGCGGAUAACUCCAGGUUUUUCAAACAGAAAAUGCUUAAUUACAUUCUGCCUAACACCUAUGGGCACAUUGCGCCGGGCACUCAACUGGAAAUCCCAAAGUUAAAACUCGAAGAAAUAGUUAAUUACCAUAAGAAAUAUUAUCAUCCAAGUAAUGCACGCAUCUUUUCCUAUGGUUCUUUUGAUUUAGAGAAGACGCUUGAAUUUAUCGAUAAGGAAUAUUUAUCCCACUAUGAUCGUUUAGAUACAUCUUUCAGUCGCAUACCCUCAGAGGAUCGUUGGUCUCAACCACGUUGUGCCUCCAUUCAGGGUAGACCGGACUCUAGUAUCAGUUUGGACCACCAGAACCGAGUAGGAAUCGCCUUGCUGAUGUGUGAUAUAACCGACAUUCAAGAGAGCUUUGAACUUAAAAUACUUUCGGAAUUAUUGAUUCGCAGUCCCAACUCUCCAUUCCACAAGAGCAUGAUAGAUCCUAACUUCUCUGGAGGUUUCACCAAAUGGACCGGAUAUUUGCCAAAUUGUAAGGAUACUUAUUUCAAUGUGGGCUUGCAAGAUGUUGCGAAUAAUGAUGUGGAAAUAUUUGAAGACCUCUUUGACAAUACAGUGCAUAAGACUAUCAAUGAAGGCUUUGAUUCGAAGCUUGUUGAAGCUAUUCUUUGUACUCAAGAGCUACUCAGAAAACAGCAAAGUGAAUGUAAGCGCUUGCUAUAUAGAUCCACAGUAUUGUGGAAUCAUGAUGGUGAUGUGGUCGCCAACUUAAAAAUCUCCGAUUUGUUUGAAAAAUUGCAAACCAAAUUAAAAGACAAUCCUAAGUAUUUCGAACAGAAACUAGAAAAAUAUUUUAUUAAUAAUAAGCAUAAGCUAACGCUAAUCAUGCGUCCAAACGCGGUUCAUGAAAUUGAGAGACGUCAAGCUGAAGCGAAACUAAUUCGUAAAAAACUGAAGGAAACUAACGACGAAGAGUUUAAAAAGAUUUAUAAAAACGGCCUAAAACUCGAGGCCUUACAACAAGCACCAGAUAAUAUAAAUGUGCUGCCGUGUUUAUCAAUAAACGACGUUCAAAAACCGAUUCCGCGGCCUCAAAUAAAAGAGAUAACCCUCCGAGAUGUUCCCACGUUGAUCAGCCAUGAGCCCAUAGCCGGGAUAACCUACCUCAAGUGUAUGUUCAAUACCACUGGACUAAGUCUGAACGAUGCGAUGCUCUUGCCAUUAUUCUGUAACGUGUUUAGCGAAAUGGGAUCUUCCAAUCACGACUAUCGCCAAUUCGACAAUAUAAUUCGUUCAAAAAUGGCACGUCUAGAGUGCUCAGCUAAACUCGUAGAGAACGUAACAGAUAGUAAGACAUAUCGCCUGGGACUCUUAAUGAAUGCUUUUGCCCUCGACAACAACGUGUGGGACAUGUUUCAACUCUGUGAAGAAAUUCUGCUCAACUUUCAACUGGAGGAUAUUGAUCGGCUCAAGAUGCUUGUAACAAAUUAUAUUACCAAGUUAACACUAGACGUUGCAAAAUUGGGACAUUUACAUGUCAUGACUGCUUCCUCUGCAUUGGUAACCAAUGCAGCCCAAUUAAAGUCGUUGUUAUCAGGAGUUGACCAUAUAGACUAUAUGAAGAAGUAUGUCAAGGAGAAUAGCAUUGAUGCCAUUCGAGACAGUCUAAAGAGUAUUGGAUCUAAGGUCUUUAGCAGAAGUAAUUUGCGUGUUGCUAUUAAUACAUCAGAAAAUAAUGUAUUCAAAAUUUUGGGCGACUAUGAAAGAUUUUUAACCCACUUACCUAUACAAGAGCAUAAUAUUGAAGCCAAGGAGAUAUUCUUGCUGAAACCAUCUUUCCGCUACCACAAUUUAGAUAUGCCAUUAAGCUUCUGCGCAAAGACUUUCUUUGCAGUUCCUUAUGCGCAUGAGGAUCAUCCUGCUCUACGAGUAUUGGCAAAAUUCCUAACUUCCAAAUAUUUGUGGCCUGUGGUGCGGGAGAAAAACGGAGCUUAUGGUGCUGGCGCCAGGAUAGGAUUUGAUGGUCUCUUUAAUGUUCACAGCUACCGUGAUCCUAACGCAUCGAACACAAUGAAGGUAUUCGAUAAGACGUAUGAGUGGCUGCAAGCCCACCAAUUAAAGCUUGAUGAGCAAGCUGUCUUUGAGGCUAAACUUGCCGUUUUACAACUCGUAGAUUGGCCCAUUAGUCCAGGGGAAGUCAGCUUAGAUAGCUUCGUUUUAGGUGCCUCCUAUGACAUUUAUUUGCAAUAUCGCAGUCGUGUAUUGGCUGUAACUGUGGACCAAGUACAGAAUGUUAUUGAGAAAUACUUUAGGAACGAACCAAAACACUUUGGAAAAUGCAUUUUAGGACCAAAAUCAGAUGAGAUUGAAGUUUAAAAUUAAUAUAAGAAAAUUUGUGUAAUCUCAAAAUUUGUUUGUAAAUUUAUCUACAU